AGGCCGCCCGGUCCUGAGCCGGGACUCUGCUCCUAGGAAUUGGAGCUUUCCUUGCAAGCUGGAUUUGAACGGGAAGGGGCGGUGGUGGGGGGCCCUCUUUGGCAUCCUGGCCGAUGGAGCUGGUGGGAGGAAGGUCCAGAUGACUGCGAAGAGUUGGAGGAGGGGGAUGGAGGAAUGGAGGAGUGUGGGAAAAGUUAGGGGUUAGGAGGCGGGCACCUCGUUUGGGGCUGUUAGGCGGGAGCUGAGUUUCUGAAAAGGCUUGGGAUGUUUGCUAGGUGCUAAAUGGGAGAGGAGAGAACGGGAGCCCACGGAGUUUUUAGUGUUGGGAAAGGGGGUGAAGCCGUUGAUUGUUACGGGGCUAAAGCUGCCUGCUGACCAGAGAGAGAGAGAGAGAGACAGUAUGUGUGUGUGUGUUUGUGUUUUGUGUGUGACGCGGGAUCUUGGGGGUAGCAAAAAACCUAGCCUAACAAGACUUUUGCCUAGAGAUAGACCCCCCCUUCCCCCCAGUACCAGAGCUGCCAUCAGCCCUUUUUUGAUGAAGGGGGUUCCUGUUGUUUCAGGCCCAACUGCUUAUUGCUCCUGGGGGUCUUUGGGGAGGCCCCCAUUCUCUAUGUGUAUGUGUAUGAGAGCUUCUAUUAUCUCCCUCAUUCUAAGGCAGCAGCUGGAGAUGUCUGCUUCCCUCUCCCCCACCCCGCCCCUCCCUUCCCGCUUGCCUCCUCUCCAUAUCUCCUUGUUCCCAGCAGAGGCCAGUCACCUCCUUUUGGAAACUUCUUUCAGUUUUCAUGACAUUACUCAAGAUUCUCCUUAUGACUGUUCCUUCUCUUUUGCUGAAUCUUUGCUGUAGGUGUACUCUUUGGCUCUGCCUUGGGCUUUGUUUUUUCUGUAUACACUUUCCUUUGAUGAUCUCACUAGCUCUCCUGGGUUCAGUUCUAUGAAAAUGUUUCCUAAAUUUAAUAUAUCCAGUCUUGGUUUUUAUUUUGAGCUUUGUUCUUAUAUCCAGCCAACUUUUUAUUGAUAUAUCUAAUUGGAUUCUCAAACUCAAAUAUGUCCAGAAUAGCACCACCUCUACCCCUACCCCCUACUCUUUUCAAUUUUCUAUCAUCCAAGUCACACUCCCAAUCUUAAUUUCACUCUGGAAUCCUCUCAUUCUAAUUAUCCAUUCUGUCACCAAAUCCUACCAUUUCCUCUUUUACUAAAUCCCUUGUAAAUGUCCCCUUUUCUCUCCUGCUUGCAGCCAGCAGCAUCAUGAUGCAGGCCCUCAUUACCUCUCAGUGCUAUUGGUUGGUCUUUCUGCUUCAAGUUUCUCCCCAUUCCAAUCCAUGUUUCACACAAAUAUGAGUGAUUUUCACUCUCAUACACACUCAAAAUUCUUAACUGCUCCCUUGUAUCGCCAGUCUUUUGUUUCCCAAUUAAGGCCCUUUACAACCUAGCCCCCUUCCUACUUUUCCAAUCUUCACACUUUCUCUCUGGAUCUCAGCCUAUUUGUCAACCUACACAAACUCCUUUUCUUAUCUCUGUAUUUGUGCUUGAUGUCCCCCAUGCGUCGAAUGCUUUCUCUCAUCUCUUCUAAGGUUCUCUUAUGUUUAACUUACAUAUUGUUUAGUCAUUCAGUCGUGCCCAAUUCUUUGUGACUUUGUGAACCGCAGCAUACCAGUGCUGUCUGUGGGGGUUUUCUUGGCAAAGAUACUAGAAUGGUUUGCUAUUUCCUUCUCCAGUGGAUUAAGGCAAACAGGUUACGUGAUUUGCCUGUGUCAUACAACUAAUAAGUAUCUGAAACCAGAUCUUCUGACUUCAUUUGAACUCAGAUCUUCUGGUGUGCCCAGGACUCUUAUCCACUGAACCACUAACUGCCUCCAACUUGCAUAUGCCCUAUUUUAUGUGUUAUCUUCAUUAUAUAUUUAUGUUGACUACUGGGACUGUUUUGCCUUUGUUUAAUCCCAGAAAUGAUUUCAGUGCCUGGCACAUAGUAAGUACUGAAUCAGGACUUGAUUGGUUGCCUUCUAAAUGCAAAGGUACUUAAGCUGAUCUUGAGUGGUAGUGGUCUUUUCUCAUAGAAGUGAUCACUAACUGAUCUUUUCCUUUUUAAACACUAUCACAUUCUAUGUGUUCCCACAUCAUUUCUUUUUUUUUUUUUUUAAUUAAAGCUUUUAUUUACAAAACAUAUGCACGGGUGAUUUUUCAACAUUGACCCUUGUAAAAUUUUGUUUUUCCCUCUUUACCCCUAUUUCUUCCCCUAGAUGGCAGGUAGUCUAAUACAUGUUAAAUACCACAUGAUUUCUUUAAUUGCUUACCCUUACUGUCCCUCACCUUUGUCUCCCACUCAUUUUUCCCUUCUCUGGUUAUCCAACCUCCUAUCCUGUGUCUCGUGACCACUGCUGCCUCUUCCAUGAAUUUUCACUGAGUCAACCGCUAUUUCCUCAGACUUUUUCAUUGACUGGUCUCCCUCUGACAUUGAUCACCCUAACUGCCCUUCAUCUCUCUCCUUUCAAUAGCCAACCCCUCUGUCUCCUGUCAUCUCACCGACUGACCUCUGCCUCUCCCAUGUCUCCACACUUUAAGCCUCUUAGUCCUCCCAGUGACGACCCUCGUCCCUCUGUCUUUACUGACCACUAGCUUCUUAUGUCCUCAGGCUUUGACUGCAGUCAUGGAUCACUGUUAUGAUAAUGAAUCUGUGAGCUUCUUCUACAACCACAGUGGAAAGCAUCUGAGUCUGCACUGGCAGCCCAGGGAUGUGGUAAUGGUGGUCCUGGGGCUUACAGUCAGCGUAGUGGUUCUGCUGACUAACCUGCUAGUCAUUGUGGCCAUCGUUUCCAACCGGCGGCUACACCUACCCAUUUAUUAUCUGCUAGGAAACUUGGCUGCGGCCGAUCUGUUUGCAGGAUUGGCCUACCUGUUCCUCAUGCUGCACACAGGUCCUCGCACCGCCCAGCUCUCAGUGAAGGUCUGGUUUUUGCGGCAGGGCCUGCUGGAUGCUAGCCUCAGUGCUUCUGUUGUCAACCUACUGGCCAUUGCGGUAGAGCGGCACCGCAGUGUCAUGGCAGUGCAGCCACUGAGCCUCUUACCCCGGGGCCGUGUGCUGUUGCUCAUGGCUGGCAGUUGGGUAGUUGCACUGGGCCUGGCACUUUUGCCCUCCUACUGGAACUGCUUGUGUAACCUGGACCACUGUGCCCGCCUGGCCCCGCUCUACAGCCGCACCUUCCUGACUGCCUGGGCCCUUGGCAACCUGCUGGCCUUCCUGCUUAUGGCAGCUGUCUAUGCACGCAUCUUCCUCUAUGUUCGAAGGCGCAUGAAUCGCAUGUCACAACACGCUGGCUUCCACCCGCGCUACCGUGAGACCACAAUUGCUCUAGUCAAGACAGUGGUCAUUAUUCUGGGGGCAUUUGUGGUCUGCUGGACACCUGGCCAAGUGGUAUUGCUUCUAGAUGGGCUGGGCUGUGAGUCAUGCGACGUGUUAGCUGUGGAGAAGUACUUCCUGCUUUUGGCUGAGGCGAACUCCCUGGUCAACCCUGUUGUGUAUUCGUGCCGGGAUGCUGAGAUGCGCAGCACCUUCCGUCGCCUACUCUGUGGCUGCUUGAGGAGCUCUUCCCGUCACAUGCCCCGAAAUGGGCCAAAACCUGGAAUGAGGGUCAGUCUCCCUGACAGCGGCCACCCCUUGGUUGAUUCCUCCCUUUAGCUGUCUACACCAAUGGGACAGGACGGAUAACUGUGACUGUGAUGAGAAAUGACUGCUGUGAACUGGGGUAAUGAAUAGCAAACUGCUUCUAAGGCAAGCUGAGACUUAACCCCUUCGAAUUUGAUGAAACUGACUACUGUGGCUUAUAGACUCAAGAUCAGGGCCAGUAUUUCCCAUUGCUUGCCUUGAUGUAAUCCUAGAGUUGUCUGAAGCCCUCCCCUUCCUCCCCACCUCAUGGGGAGAAGAGAGAUGCUGUUAUGUGACAAUUUUACAAACACUUGAAGGCUGGGAUAGGGUUCCUUUCAAUUCUUGGUUUGGACACUGUGGAUGUGCUGCCUAGAUCAAAGGAUUAAUUAAUAAGGACCAUGGAUUCAUAA
Antechinus flavipes (yellow-footed antechinus) is the source of this 4050-nucleotide messenger RNA. RefSeq names its product lysophosphatidic acid receptor 2 (gene LPAR2). NCBI's taxonomy places the organism in Eukaryota, Metazoa, Chordata, Mammalia, Dasyuromorphia, Dasyuridae. The coding region runs from base 2645 to 3673 and encodes 342 amino acids. Gene Ontology annotation, cellular component: membrane. The record is from RefSeq and is a predicted model, not a curated record. Gene Ontology annotation, molecular function: lysophosphatidic acid receptor activity. The transcript has 2 exons. Gene Ontology annotation, biological process: G protein-coupled receptor signaling pathway.